Molecule: messenger RNA, 2812 nt
Organism: Cyclopterus lumpus (lumpfish)
Lineage: Eukaryota; Metazoa; Chordata; Actinopteri; Perciformes; Cyclopteridae
Gene: pot1
Product: protection of telomeres 1 homolog
Exons: 20
Coding region: 132-2609 (825 amino acids)
Biological process (GO): telomere capping; regulation of telomere maintenance via telomerase
Cellular component (GO): nuclear telomere cap complex; chromosome, telomeric region
Molecular function (GO): G-rich strand telomeric DNA binding; telomerase inhibitor activity
Source: RefSeq, a predicted model, not a curated record
GAUUUCCUCCGGUUUGCAGCGCGUGACGUCGUGUUUACGUCCACGCGCCGCACCCUAAAGACGGGCUUCUUCCCCACGCUGCUCCGCGUGUCAACUGCGUGUUUCUGAAAGUACUUUAUUCAGGUGACGCCAUGCCUCAGCGAGUGAUGUUCGAGGGGGCGGGGCCAGGCUCCCAGGUACCGGCGCACAUGACCAGGGUUCCCAUCUCGCUCAUCGGCCCCGACGCCGACUACUCGGACAAAACAGUCAAGGUUCGUCUCCAGCGACCCGCAAUGUGCACGGGGAAGGUGGUCCGUAUAGGCCGGCUGGUGUCGUUGGCAUCGGACAACAACCUCCUGAAGACCGUCAUUCAAGAAGAAGACUCACCGCCCAACGCCUCGGCCCAAAACCCAUCGAUCAACGUCGUCCUGUUCGGAGGGCUGGCCAAGGACUUCAAUCAAGCUGUCAAUCAAGGGGACGUGGUCGUGGCCUCGGGCUUCACGGUGGGACGAUCGCCCACGGUUCACAAGGACAAGCUGCACCCCUUCAACCUGCUGCUGUCGGGGGACGAGGCCCGGGUCUACGUGUGCCCCCCCCCUCCCCCUCCCCCUCCCCCUGAUCCCAGAUCCCUGCCGGCUGACAAGAGGUGCUCUGCGCUCCACGCUGAGGUUUCCAGGGCAACCAAGGCUCCCAAAUACACGUACAGCGGACUGGACGCGCUGAAGGCCGGCUCGGUGGUCAACGCCUACGGCGUGGUGGUCUUCUUCAAGCAGCCGUUCAAGAGCCGCGGCACAGACUUAUGCUCCACCCUGAAGAUCACCGAUCAGUCCAACCAGAGGAUCGCCUGCUCCGUCUUUGGCGAGAAGCUGGAGAACCAUCCCAAAGUCUUUCAAGUCGGAGACAUCGUCCGCCUGCACAGAUUUAAGGUCCAGUUCUUCAACAGCUCCAUGACGCUGGUCAACACCUUCGGUUUCUCCGUGCUGGCGUUCGACGGGGCGGAGGGCGGAUCCAUGGAGCCGCGCACCUCCAGCCGCUCCUUCCACCUGGACCAGGAGGACCGUCGGACCGUGGAGGAGCUCAGGUCCUGGGCCGCGGGCCAGGCCCUCCUCCCCCCGACUCCCACGACCCCUCUGUCUGCCGCUCAGCCCAAAGCUUACUUCGACCUGACCUGCCAGCUGCUGGCCAAAGCUCCCAUUGACUCCACCUGCACCCUGCUGAGGGUGUGGGACGGGACCAGGUGCGCUCACACUCUGCUGAAGGUGACCGUGGAGCCGGACGCCACGGAGGGGCCGUCCUCCUUCUCCGAAGCCCGAGAGCGCCUCAUCGCCAACAUCCUGGUGUACGACAACCACGUGGAGCUGGCCGGGCAGCUCAAGCCGGGUGACUUCCUGAGGAUCUACAACCUGCGAGCGAUCCCCGGAUCCAGCAAGGUCCCGGGCCACGCCAGCAGCCACCAGCAGGAGGAGGAGGAGGUGGACCACCUGGCCUUCCACCUGCACGGGGGGACGGCCUACGGCAGGGGGAUCCGGGUCCUUCCAGAAAACAGCCCCGACGUGCAGGAGAUGAAGCGAGUGAUGGAGGCCGUCCCGGACGAGGACGACUUCUCCGAGCUGAACGACUCCCAGCUGCUGGAGGUCUGGAGCACUCCUCCAGAGUCUGCAGAGGCGGAGCCAAUGGAGUGCAGCGCAGAAAGAAGCUGUGGUCACGACACGCGGACGGUGACGCUGUCCGACCUGAAGCGGUCCGAUCCGGGUCUCGUUCACCACGUCAGAGUCCAGCUGAGGUCCUACGAGCCUCACAGACUCCACCAGGCUCUGAAGCUCUACUGCAGCAAGUGCACGUCGAUGGAGGACGUCCCGAACGACGAGCUGGUCGCGCGUCUCUUCUCUGAGGCCUCCGAGGACCCGGCGCCCUGCAGCCCCCCAGCGUGGGCGCUCUCCGGCCGGGUCGCCAUCCCCGGAGAGCGCCCGGCGCCCCCGACGCGAGCUGUGGGCGUCCACCUGUCCACGCGGCUGCUGGGCGAGGACAGACCCAAAGAGCUCCUGUUCCUCUCGGGUUCGACUCUGGAGGAGACGCGUCGACUCGCGGCCGGAUACCAGAACGUGGUCCCUGUGAGGUCAUCGGGAGGUCACAUGGCUCUGCUCGACCUAUCGGCACCUUUCCUGUUCAGAGGCUUGAAGAGAUACUUCGGGUGUAAGCGGUGCUCCGAGGCCGCGGUGAGGGAACCUGUGUGUGCUGAAGGCCUCGAGCCGAUCGAUGAGAAGGUCCUUGCAGAAGCUCUCGGCGUUCAGCUGCUGCAGUUCGUCCUGCUGAUGAAGCUCGAGCUGCAGGACGCCAGCGACAGGCUGGACGUCUUCCUGUGGAGAGACGCCGAGUCGUUCUUCGGCGUGUCGGCCGAGGACGCAGCGGCCAAUCAGGAGGCUCAGAACAGCAUCCGUCAAACGAUGGCCUCCCUCUGUCCAGCAGGGGGCAGCACAGACCUUGUGUCAGGUGGGCGUCCCUGGAUGGAUUUGUGUCUGACGGCGUACCGAACAGAGGACGAAGCGGGUCGGAAUCAAACCUGCUACCAGAUCUGCCACAGCAUCAUCACCAAACCCGCCUCCACGCACUCCAACGCCAACCCCGCCUGACCCACCCGAAGAGGUCAAAGGUCACCAGUUGAGUCCUUCAAGAAGGAGAAAAAAAACGUUUCUAAACAUUUACACCUUUGGCCUUUUUUUGUGGAUUUUAUUUUCUAUUUAUUGCAUAAAGCAGAAAUAAAUGUACAUAAACAGUUGCUGCAAAAAAAAAAGACAAACUGCUGACAUGUUUCAAUAAAGUAAUUUACUUUUUA